AUGUAUUACUUUCAAUCAAUCUAUCUAUCUAUCUAUCUAUCUAUCUAUCUAUCUAUCUAUCUAUCUAUCUAUCUAUCUCUGACCUCCGUUCUCAUCUAUCUAUCUAUCUAUCUAUCUAUCUAUCUAUCUAUCUAUCUAAACGUUUGUUUAUCUCACUCUGUCUACUGUUCAGAUCUUUAUGUAUCUCUCUCUCUAUCUAUCUAUCUAUCUAUUCAUCUAUCUAAGUCCGUUCUCAUCGAUCUAUCUAUCUAUCUAUCUAUCUAUCUAUCUAUCUAUCUAUCUAUCUAUCUAUCUAUCUAUCUUAUUCGGUUCAUUAUCUAUCUAUCUAUCUAUCUAUCUAUCUAUCUAUCUAUCUAUCUAUCUAUCUAUCUAUCUGUUUUCAAUCUAUCUAUCUAUCUAUCUAUCUAUCUAUCUAUCUAUCUAUCUAUCUAUCUAUCUAUCUAUUUAUCUCAGUCUCUUUGUUUCUUAUCUAUCUAUCUAUCUAUCUAUCUAUCUAUCGAUCUAUCUAUCUAUCUAUCUAUCUAUCUAUCUCUCUCUGUCAAUCUGUUGAUAUCUAUCUAUGUUAGUCUGUUCAGAUCUAUCUAUCUAUCUAUCUUUUUUUUUUUUUUUUUUUUUUUUCAGCAAGGGGGAGGAAUAGAGGCUUAUCUAUCUAUCUAUCUAUCUAUCUAUCUAUCUAUCUAUCUAUCUAUCUAUCUAUCUAUCUAUCUAUCUAUCUAUCUAUCUAUCUAUCUAUCUAUCUAUCUAUCUAUCAGGGUAGCUGGCUCGAUAGCUAGCUCAGUCCGUUCAUCAUCUAUCUAUCUAUCUAUCUAUCUAUCUAUCUAUCUAUCUAUCUAUCUACGGGACCCUUUAAGUGAAACGCCAAGGAAUUCCAAAGCUCGUUUUUUUGGCCGUUAUCCAAGUCUCCCAACUGCGCCCGCAAAAGAGAUUCAAGGUCAGGUCAGCGAAAGAAUGCUCUGCCUCGACUUCUCUUUGCUUCUCAUUUCAUUUAUACGCAGAAGCACUUUUACGAAUUCGUACAUCAACGUUGAUUGGCAAGCCGUAGUUCAUGGUUCAGAAAUAUGA
This is a messenger RNA of Acanthosepion pharaonis, 1062 nucleotides long. The record is from the annotation of a GenBank genome assembly. NCBI's taxonomy places the organism in Eukaryota, Metazoa, Mollusca, Cephalopoda, Sepiida, Sepiidae.